Molecule: messenger RNA, 3635 nt
Organism: Ilex paraguariensis (yerba mate)
Lineage: Eukaryota; Viridiplantae; Streptophyta; Magnoliopsida; Aquifoliales; Aquifoliaceae
Source: the annotation of a GenBank genome assembly
AAAGCGUUGGAACACUUAGCAUCUAUUGAUCUGCUUGACUUGUGCAAUGAAGCAAAAGUUGAGCAUUGUCGUGCAACAAGAGACUUGAGAAGAUGUGGACGUUAUGUACAGAAUGUGUUGAACUCUUGUGGCCAUGCAUCCUUGUGUGAAGAAUGUAGUCAGCGGUGUGAUAUUUGCCCGAUUUGUAGAAUUCCUUUACUGAAAAAUGGGAAUAGACUUCGGCUUCGACUUUACAAUGAGUGCAUAGAGGCUGGUCUUCUCUCCAAAAGAUGUGAUGACAGAUUUCAAGAGAAAGACGAUGGCGAGAAACAACUAACUGCUGAUGUCCAGCGGCUUUAUUAUCUGUUUGAUGUUGCCAUGGAGAACAACUUAGUUUCUCUGAUUUGCCACUGUAUCCCUUCAGUCUUAUUAUUUCUUUCAAUCAAAAAGUGGGGCAGAUUGUUUUUUUUUUUCCUUUCAGAAUUUUCCAUUUGGGAAAUCCUUUAUUCGAUAGUAAAUCCUUUCUUUUUCAUUUGGUCAAACUACAACAACCGACAAUGUUUUAUCUAUGUGGUCAGUUAACAACCAGUAGAGGGAAAACUUUAAUUUUUAUGUUCUUUUUUCUUCUGAUUUUUUGGAAAACCAGCUUGAAAAUGAGAUAGUAUAAAAUUUUUUAUCGUUUGUUAUAGAAAGUUAAACAUCAAUGUGAUUGACAUAGUAAUUUCUUGAUACUAGAGGUUCUGUUUUCCUCAGCAGAAGGUAACAGAUGUCACAGAUGUUUGCAUGGAUGAAAGUGCUGUGUCAAGUGAUCCCGUUGUUGCUUUCUUGCUGGAUGAAGUUGUUGUCAAAGAUUGGUGCAAGCUAACAUUCAAGAAAAUUAUCACAGAGCUUCAAAGGAUUUAUAAUCUAACAGUAUAUGAGAUGAAAGAAUGGUCGACUACACUCAUAAAGUUUUCAGUAAAGCUGGCUGGCAUAUCUAACGUUCUUGAAGUUUUGGAAUUAUCAUUUAAGGGUUCACUUUCAGCACAGCUUCAUGAUCUACACCACCUUCAUGAGAGCAUUUUGAAGACAAAGCAGCACAUGGAGAUGAUAACUUGGUGUAUAAGACAUCAAUUUCUUGAACAUAUCAAACCUCGGUACACUAAUUUGACAUCUUGGCGUUCACUUGUACGUGAAAGGAAAUCUGCGGCAAUUAUGCGUUCAUGGCCUAAGUUGACAAAUAUCCCUGCAGAGUCUGUUGGACAAGAUGCCUCCAUGCUCUUCAUUGAAGAAGCAUUGUCAAAUCUGGAUAUAGAAGAUGGAUAUGCUCCUGAAAUAGGAGACGAGUUAGAAAUUACGUCUUUGCAGAAGAUUGGGGGUUCAUCACUUUUCCAGUCGAAGAUAGAGGGGAUGGCAGGGUGCUAUCCCUUCGAAAAUCUGCAAGCUGCUACCGACUUACUCUUUCUACAUGGAAAUUCUGAUCGGGUGGUUGCAAAACAAGCAAUCUUCUUGUAUUACUUAUUUGAUCGACAUUGGACAUUGCCUGAUGGGCAAUGGAGAAAUGUUGUAGAUGAUUUUGCGGCUACCUUUGGUAUUACCCGGCUUUCCUUACUGGAAUCUUUUACCUUUUACCUUCUGGAUGAUCACACUGAUGAAGCUUUGCAGGAAGCCUGCCGCCUUAUUCCAGAAAUUUCAGGUCAAACAACUCAUCCCAAGGUUGCAGAAGUUCUUUUGGAAAGGCGUAAUCCUGAUGCAGCCCUUAUGGUUCUACGGUGGUCAGGCCGUGACGGUGGAGCAGAGUUGGUUUCACUUGGUGAGGCUGUCACUGCUGUUCGGGUGAGAGUGGAGUGUGGACUUCUGACUGAAGCAUUUAUGUACCAGAGAAUGAUCUGCGUAAAAGCCAAGGAACAGAAGUUGAGGCAUGAAUCUGGUUGGAAUGCUUCAGAUGAGUGCCGGUCUUGGACAAACUGGGUGGAGGUAUUAGUUGCAGAAAUUUGUUGUCUCUGUAUCCGGAGGAACUUGGUAGAUCGAAUGAUAGAAUUUCCGUGGAACUCCAAUGAGGAGAAACCUCUCCGUAAGUGCCUAUUAGAUUUUGCUGUGGAAUACCCUUCGACAAGUAUUGGAAGUCUUCUUGUGGUAUUCUAUCUACAGCGCUGCCGUUACAUAGAGGCAUACCAAGUUGAUAGUAAACUUCAGAGUGUAGAGCAAGACUUUGUUUCAAGGAAUUCAGUCAGUGAAGAAGUCUUGUUUAGAAUGAGAUCGGCAAGUCAUUGGAGAGCCGAAUUGGUUGAUAAAAGCAUAGAGUUGCUACCAGAAAUCCAGCAGCAACAACUAAAGGCUGGAAAGUUGCUUGAAGUUGGCUUUUCUCCUGGUGAUGCAGUUGAUGUUCCAGUGAAAUCAGAUCUUCCAAUAGUGCAAGGACCAAUUUUGCCUAGUUUAUUGGUCCCUUCGUCCUUUGAGUCAUCCUUUGUUAAUCAUGUGGACAAUGAUGUUCCUAUAUUUGAACCAUCAGUUCUUGAAAUUCCAUCAAAAUUAGGUGGAUCUGUCAAUGGGGAAGUGGGGAAUUAUGGCUCUCCAUCCCUUCCUCAUGCAAAUGCCUUGAACAAUACAGAAAAAGGACUGAAGACUCAAAGCAGCUUUAGAGAAAACAUCAACUUUGAUAGCAUCUCAACUUCUGUAAUUCGUCGGGUUAGUCCUACCACUGUCAUAACACUGAAAGAAUUCAACAGAAAUUCAUCAAGAGUGCCUCAGAACAGCAAUCUCGAAGAUGAUCAACUUAAAAAAGUCCCUUCAGUAAAAAAACAUAAUGGGUUCAUUCAACAGUUUCAAAGUACUUGUCCAUAUCCCCUCACGAUUGCAGCUAAUAGCAUAUCAUCACUCAGUAGCAACCGGGAUAUGUUAAAAGAUUUUGCUCGAGACUCGUAUGGGAAUAUGUCUGGAAAACGUGCCUCAUCCGAUAGAGCCGAUAUACCUUGGAAUGUUGCUCCUUUGAAUGGUUUAAUGGACAGCUCUUGGAGCCAUGAAAAGAAUGGUUUACCCGUUGAGGCCAUAGAUACAGAUGGUGGACCCAGAUGGAGGUCUGAUGACACCAGUGAAGAUGAAGGGCAGCAGGCGCCUUAUAAAACGCCCAAGACAGGAAUCAGACGUAGCAGGUUUGCUAGAAGAUGAAGAACCUCUCUCUCUUGGAAAGUGGGAGACUGUAAAUAGCUAGUAUGUAACUGAACCAAAAGUUCUGUGAGAGGGUUGCUCUGCUUGAAGUUUUCAGUUUCCAUGGGAGGGCAGCAUCCAUUUACACCUUGCAGUGAUUUAAAGUUAGUGUUUGAAGCUGAGCAAUAAUGAACGCCAUUUCUUUUCGCUUUUUCUACUUCUUCUUUUCAUACGUUUUGUAAUGGGAAAUCGUUCUAACUGCAUUUUUUUGGGGGCGUUUGCAACGUAAACCUCAUAUGCACGCAGUCACCUACUAACAAUUUGCAUCGAUUAAACAUUUAUAAGUUGAUCAACCCUUUUGGGUUUUUGUUGUCAUAGUUAUUACACAUGGAUUCUAGUUAUUUAGAAUAGAGAUCCAGAUUGGCCCAUUUUUGUAUUUUAAUUUAAGGCAAUUCAAACCCCGAUGUUUUGGUAACGUCAUUUAUCUCUUAACUGAGUGGUUUUGCAUGUUAUUUGAAUUGUAGUUUAGC